AUGGCAAGGGCUCCAGAAGAAGGAUUAAGUUUACCAGCUUUGAACAAAGAAAUAGAUCAAUAUUCAACAGAUCCAUAAUUUAUACAAUAAAUUGAAAAGCAUUUUCAAGAUGUUGUUAGAGAUUUUAGUGGGGACCCUGAUUUAGAAUUAUUCAAGAUAAAAUAUGAAACUCUUUAUAAUUCUCUCAAAGAAAGUUAUGAAAAUGAAGUGAGAUGGACUAAAAAAUGCAAAGAACAUAAUAGUGAGAUUGUAAUCUACACAUCCAAAGUUCAAAUGUCUUUAAAAAUGAUUAAUGAUGAUAAUCAAUAAUCAGAAAGCUUUUAAAAAGAAUUGGAGGAAAAAUGGAGAAAAAUUGAAGAUCUAAAAAUUAAGGAGAAGGAACUUAAAGAAAGAAUAGUGUAAGCAAAAAUUGAAGUUGAAAAUUUAAAAAAACAAUGCGAUAGAGUAGUUGAGGAUAUUGAAGAGUAAAGCUAGAUAUAAUUAAAUGAUAAAAAGAGAUUAAUAGACGAAAUUAAGAAGAAUUUUUAGAGUGCGAAAUCCAAAUUUGAAUAUUUAGAGUAACAGAACAAAAAUCUAAAACAUGAUCUCGACAAUGAAGAAAAAUAAUAUUAGGAUUAAAUUUAAAAGAUCAGUGAUUUAGAGGAUAAAAUUGCUAAAAUUGAUGCUGAUUCCAAAGAAUAAGAAAAGAGAAAGAAGAAAAAAGAAGUAAAAAUGGCUGAAAUUAAAUAAAAAAUUGAUCUAGCAAAAAAGGAAAUAGAAGAGAAAUAGUCAAGAAUUCAUGAUAUCAAAAAAUAAAUAGUUUCUACAAACAAUAAUAUAUUAAUUAAAAUCAAAGAAAAAGAAAGUUAGCAUACUAAGUAAAAGGAGGCCGAAGACAAAUUUGCUGCUGCUUAAAAGGAUAGAGAAAAUUAAGGCGAACAAUUAAGGAGUUAUAAAGAAUAAAUUAAAAUAUAAUAGGAACAAUUAGAAAAGUUAUAAAUCGAAAUCUAAAAAGAAAAGAAGGAAGUAAAGAAAACACAUAAAGAAUAAGAGAUAACAGCUAAAGAAAAAAAUAGAAUCAUAAAGGAAAAGGAAGAAUAACUCAUUGAAAAAAACACUAAAGAAAUGUUAAUUGAAACAGAAAAGAUUGAAUUACAAUAGAAGAAGGAUGUAUUAGACAAAAUAAAUGAUCAAAAUAGUCAAAGAAUUAAGUCAAGAACAUAAUAAUAAAAAACUUUAAAGAAACAAGAAGAUGUUUAACAUUAAACUGAUGAAGAGAUUGUGAAUAAAGUAAAUAAAUUGAAAAAAGUAGAAAAUUAAGUGAUGGGAUACGAAGCUAGCAAUGAAAGAAUAAAUAAAAUGAUUUUACAAUUAUAAAGAGAAUAAGAAAAGUAUGGUAUAGAGGCCUCGUAAGCUCAUGCUAAGUUCUAUUAGACUGUAGAAGAAGUUAAGAUAAAAAAUAAUUAGAUAGCUGAAUAAUAGAAAUAAAUUGCUGAAGCUGAGGCUAGAUUAAAACAUUAACAAUAAUUAUAUGAAACAGUAAGAAGUGAUAGAAAUCUUUAUUCGAAAAAUUUAUUAGAGAGUCAUAAUGAAAUCUAAGAACUAACUAAGAAAUAUACUAGAAUGAAGCAUUAAGUCGAUUAAUUAAAAGAGGAAAUUAAAACAAAGGAUUAACAACUAGUAAAAGAGGACCUUGAAUUUCAUAAGGUGGAAGAAGAAAAUGCAAAAAUUGAAUAAGAUAAGGCUAAAGUUGAAAAAAACAUCAAAGCAGAUGAAGAUUUAAUUAAAAAUUAAGAGAGUCAUAUUUCAAGAUUAAAAAAUAUUAUAUAAGGAGCUUAAACUGAAAAAUAAAGAUAGUAGAAGGACUAUGAAAUGGUGGUUAAUGAAAGAGAUAUCCUAGGAACUUAAUUAAUCAAAAGAAAUCAAGAAUUAUAAGUUCUUUAUGAGAAAAUUAAGUUAAACUAAUCAAGUUUGAGCAAAGGAGAAAUUAAUUUUAGAGAGAGAGAGAUUGAAUUAAAAAGUUUAAAAGAUGAAUUAACAAAUUUAAGAAAUGAAUUAAAAUCCACUUAAGACCAAACUGCUUGUAUUGAUGAACUAAGAAAAGAGAUUAAUAAUAUUGAAAAGGAAUUGCUAAAUGAAAAAAAUAAGGUCAAAGCCUUAUCAGAUGAAUUGGAAAAUCCUAUGAAUGUACACAGAUGGAGAAAACUUGAAGCUACAGAUUAAGAGAACUUUGAGAGAAUUCUAAAAAUUCAGACUUUGUAAAGAAGAUUGAUUGCAAAAACUGAAGAAGUGAAUGAAAAAGAAAAUUUAAUUAAAGAAAAAGAAAAAUUGUUUAUGGAGCUGAAAAACAUAUUAUCUAGACAACCAGGAGUAGAAAUACACUAAUAGCUUGCUCAAUAUAAGGAAUCCUUAAAAGAAAAUGCAGCCAAGAUGAAGACAACCUUAAGCCAAUUAAAGCAAAGUCAAGAUUAUGUCGAUAUGCUAAAAUUCGAAAUUGAUAGAAUGAAGGGUGAUUUGUAGGAGAUGAAAAAAACAUAUUUUUCAAUGAGAAAAGCAAAAGAUAAUGAUUUACUUUAAAAUGACUAGAAUGGAGAAUAAGAUAUGCCCCAAAAUAAUGGAGGAGCCAAUUAGAACGACUUGCAAUCCUAUGCAUUAUUUGGAGUUAAUGCUAAUAGAAUAGGAAAUUGA
Messenger RNA from Paramecium tetraurelia, 2667 nucleotides. RefSeq lists its product as uncharacterized. Lineage: Eukaryota; Ciliophora; Oligohymenophorea; Peniculida; Parameciidae. Gene Ontology annotation, cellular component: cytoskeleton. The transcript has 7 exons. The record is from RefSeq and is a predicted model, not a curated record.